GGCGCAGCUCGCGAAUUGUUGUGCAGUCAAGAGCUCCAUCAGAGCGACCAGUUGCUCGCUCUCGCACCCCCUCCCUCUCUACUCUCUCUCUCUCUCUCUCAACGGGCACAGACGGGUACCAGUCACCAUGGCGUCCAAGGAAGAGGCCUUGCGCCAGUAUCGCCACAAGCUGGUCGAACACAAGCAACUCUCGGCUCGCCUCAAACAGAAGCGCGAGUCUGCCAAAGAUUUGCGUGCCAAGUAUGAAAAGUCGGAGGAUGACCUGCAAGCCCUGCAAUCCGUAGGCCAGAUUAUCGGUGAGGUCCUCAAGCAGCUGACCGAGGAAAAAUUCAUCGUCAAGGCUUCGAGCGGUCCCCGCUACGUCGUCGCCUGUCGCCGUGGUCUUGACCGCGCCAAGCUCAAGCCCACGACUCGCGUUACCCUGGACAUGACCACCUUGACCAUCAUGCGCAUUCUGCCUCGUGAGGUGGACCCCAUGGUCUACAACAUGUCUCAUGAAGACCCGGGCGCCGUCGCGUACUCGUCCGUUGGUGGCCUGUCCCAGCAGCUUCGCGAACUUCGCGAGGUCAUUGAACUUCCGCUCAAAAACCCCGAGCUUUUCAUCCGGAUCGGAAUCAAGCCCCCCAAGGGCUGUCUUCUUUAUGGACCGCCCGGUACGGGCAAAACUCUGCUGGCCCGUGCCGUUGCCAGCAAUGUCGAUGCCAAUUUCCUCAAGGUCGUCUCCAGUGCCAUUGUUGACAAGUACAUUGGUGAAUCAGCCCGCCUCAUCCGCGAGAUGUUUGGCUAUGCGCGUGACCACGAGCCUUGCAUUAUUUUCAUGGACGAGAUUGAUGCUAUCGGUGGCCGCCGCUUUUCCGAAGGCACUUCGGCAGAUCGUGAAAUUCAGCGCACUCUCAUGGAGUUGUUGAACCAAAUGGACGGCUUUGACGUGCUUGGCAAAGUUAAGAUGAUUAUGGCAACCAACCGCCCCGACACCCUUGACCCGGCCCUGAUGCGCCCCGGUCGAUUGGACCGCAAGAUUGAAAUUGGUCUGCCCAACGAGCAGGCCCGCUUGGACAUUUUGAAGAUCCACGCGCAACCCAUUGCCAAGGCCGGCGACAUUGAUUAUGAAGCCGUGGUCAAACUGUCGGAUGGCUUCAACGGUGCCGACUUGCGUAACGUCUGCACCGAGGCCGGCAUGUUUGCGCUGCGGGCGGAGCGUGACUACACAUUGAGCGAGGACUUUAUGAAGGCCGUGCGCAAAGUGGCCGACUCGAAGAAGCUCGAGAGCAAGCUUGAGUAUAAAAAGAUCUAAGCACUGCUUACUGCACUUCCCCAUCCCAUCCUGGUUGUUCCAUGUCGCUUCCUUGCCUGGUGUUGUCUCGUUUGGUUGUAAACAAUAGAAAAGUG
Messenger RNA from Monosiga brevicollis MX1, 1389 nucleotides. RefSeq lists its product as uncharacterized. Gene Ontology annotation, cellular component: proteasome regulatory particle, base subcomplex; cytosolic proteasome complex. The transcript is spliced from 11 exons. Gene Ontology annotation, molecular function: proteasome-activating activity; ATP binding; ATP hydrolysis activity. NCBI's taxonomy places the organism in Eukaryota, Choanoflagellata, Craspedida, Salpingoecidae. Gene Ontology annotation, biological process: positive regulation of RNA polymerase II transcription preinitiation complex assembly. The record is from RefSeq and is a predicted model, not a curated record. The coding region runs from base 128 to 1294 and encodes 388 amino acids.